Guyanagaster necrorhizus is the source of this 1441-nucleotide messenger RNA. RefSeq lists its product as uncharacterized. The coding region runs from base 35 to 1441 and encodes 468 amino acids. The record is from RefSeq and is a predicted model, not a curated record. NCBI's taxonomy places the organism in Eukaryota, Fungi, Basidiomycota, Agaricomycetes, Agaricales, Physalacriaceae. The transcript has a single exon.
ACAAGACGCACAGCCACCACUGCAGCCACUUGUCAUGACAGCCGUACAGAUGGAAACCAACGUUCAAAGCUAUCAUUGCAGCACAAACAUCCCAGUUAUUGAUGGUGCCGUACCAGAAGCCAUACCGUCUGACCUAUCCCUAUUUCCUCGCGAUAUCCUCCUCGAGAUUUUUAUCUGGCUGUCAUGGAGUGCAGACAACCACGCCGAUAUCAACCAAGCACCUUGGGUUCUCGGUCAUGUCUGCAGGUCGUGGAGAGACAUAAUAAAAUCUGUCAAAUGGCUGUGGUCCAUGGUUAUUCUGUCUGUGCACAGCUACGAUCGGAGAGUCCUUUGUGUUCUCAAACAUUUCCUCCGUCGAUCAGAUCAGUCUCUCUUCAAAAUUGACCUUACGUUCGACGAAAAGGCCUCCGGAAAAGCCAUCCGGAGCGUUUUUCGUGUACUCUUUCCCCACUUUCCCCGCUGUGCAGGCCUUAGCAUCCUUAUUCCGCAAAAAGGAAUCUGGGAGCUGCUAGAUCUCGCGCAGAACCUUCCCGAACUACGGUUUUUAGAUAUUUUCGUUCCCUCAUCGGAUGAUGAAGACGAUUUUGAAGAGGAAGACACGUUCAGCAUUUUUCACAGUGCACCAAAACUUACAGGUGUUAGUCUGUUCGGCCUGUACACGGUGGCAAACAUCUCCCUCCCUGCUUCACAGCUACGUGAAUUUCAUGGCGACUUUUACACCGCUGAGGAACUGCACCAGUUCUUAUCUAAAGCGCGCCACCUCGAUACACUAGAAGUAUCCUUUCACGAUCCGGCUUCAGAUCCACUCGCGCAACCCCUCAUUCACAACAAUCUCCGCCAGCUCGUAGUUCUACAGGCAGAGUUCGCAUGGAUGGAGACAUUCAGUUUCCCAUCCCUGGAAGAAUUGGAGAUUUUCCAGCCUUGCACAGAUUUCCAGUUUGCCGGCGCUAGUGUCCACGAAUUAUCCGCUUUGGUCGAGCGUUCGAUGUGCAAACUUCACAAGUUCGCUCUGAGAGCUGUUUUUCCUGCUUCGACGCUCAUUCAUAUCCUCUGGCCCCAAUCAUCGCUGACCGAGCUUCAGAUUACUGUUAACCUGGCAAAUGCCAGGGUAAUGUUCAUUGCCCUCACAGCCUCCGAUUUUCUGCCCAUGUUGAUGCGACUGGAAAUGACUGAACAGUACCAGUCCUCCCAAACAUUCUCUGUCUUCAUGGAGAUCCACAACGAAAUAUUCGCGAUGAUUCGAUCGAGAUGGGUGAAGGAGCCUGACUCCCGCCUCCGUUAUCUCUGUCUGGAAAUUAGUAAUGCGGGGGUGAAAGCCGUUCGAAAGAUGGUGGAUUUUUAUUCUUUUGGUGCCAUCAUUUCUGAGGCGAGGGUUCGAGGGUUGGACAUCCAUUUGAAUUAUUUAGGCGUUUGUAUUCUCGACGGUCAAUCGCAACAGUAA